AUGGAAAAUUACACGAGCUACAACACUCGAACUAUCCUGUUCGCUGCAACCGGCUCGUUGUUUGCCGGGUUUGCCCUGGCCGUCAUCACAACCACUCUAGGUCAACCAACCUUCUAUGAGUCUCUGUCCUUGGAGGCCGACCCUACAGCUCCGGGCUAUUCUCACACCAACACGAUCAUCGGGGCGGUCAAUGGAGUGUUCUUCGCGGGAGGCUUCUUUGGCACCUUGUUCUCCGGAUGGACAGCCGACAGAUUUGGUCGCCUGAAUGGGUUUCGCAUCGCGGGUGUAAUGGGUGUGGUCGGAGCGGCCAUUCAGACCGGAUCAGUCAAUGUUCCAAUGUACCUUGUUGCUCGGGUCAUCACAGGUCUCGCCGCUGGCAAUACUCUUGCUGCGAUGCCCACAUACUACGCCGAAGUGUCGCCGCCGCACUCUCGCGGCAUGAUGACUGGUGCUCAUGGAAGUUUUGUGAAUGCUGGCUACUUUUUGGCCGGCUGGAUAGGGUUCGGCUGCUUCCAUGCCCCAAGCACCACCUUUUCGUGGAGAUUUCCAAAUGCCGUUCUUUGUCUGCUUGGUCUUGUUCUCAUCACCGGUACUUUCUUUAUUCCAGAAAGCCCUCGAUGGCUUUUACAGCGCGGUCGACGCGACGAAGCCUUCAAGACACUUUGCAAGUUGCACCAUGACCCCAACGACACAGAGGAACACUUUGCCCGGCGGGAACUGGCUCUCAUCGAACGCCAGCAGGCUGUCGAUGCUGCCGUCCUGGCUGAAGACGGCAAAUGGCAGCUGUUCACUGCCAAAACGUACCGCAAGCGACUCAUCCUGGGAUUUCUUGUCAUGGCUGGUGGGCAAAACAACGGAACAUUGGUGAUAAACAACUACACUGUGUUGCUCUACAGGUCCUUAGGCCUCAACGCGGAGAUAUCUCUGAUGCUCAGUGCUAUAUACAACACACUUGCCGCGAUUGCGAACUUCGUCGGCGCCUACUAUAGUGACAAAAUGGGACGGAGAAAGGCCCUGUUGGUGGGCUUUACCCUCAACAUGUCAAUGUUCAUCAUCGCCACCGGCCUCAUUGGCAAAUACAGUUAUACUCCAUCCCAAGGCCUCGCUGCAGCUGCAGUGGUGUUCUUGUAUCUCUAUGUGAUUGCAUACGGCGGCUUGAUUGACAUCAAUCAAUUCACCGCCGUCACCGAGAUUUUCCCGUCCCACCUCCGCAGCCAGGCGACGUCCUACGCCGUCUCUGCCAUCUUCCUCAUGGAUGUCCUGUGGCUUGAGCUGUCGCCGACCGCCCAAGCGACCAUCGGGUGGAAAUACUAUUUGGUCUUUGUGUGUCUGGGUAUUGCCCACACGGUGCAUAUCUAUUUCUUCCUACCAGAUGUGAGGCUCAAGACCCCCCUUCCUUGUAUCCGUACGGCGCACGAUUGGUGGGCCAUAUAUGCUAAAGAAUAUCUGGCUAACCUCCUCGGGCUGCAGGCGAACGGUAUGGCGCUGGAGGAAAUCGACGCGCUCUUCGGAAAGAAGGUCGCCGCACACUUGACGGACAAUAACUUGGAAGAGGAGAAAUCCAGCCCCGGCACUCCGCCUGCCGACCUUCUCUCCAAGGAGGGCCAGACUACUACGCAUGUCGCGACCGUCUGA
This is a messenger RNA of Fonsecaea pedrosoi CBS 271.37, 1635 nucleotides long. RefSeq lists its product as uncharacterized. Gene Ontology annotation, cellular component: membrane. The transcript has 7 exons. Gene Ontology annotation, biological process: transmembrane transport; carbohydrate transport. Lineage: Eukaryota; Fungi; Ascomycota; Eurotiomycetes; Chaetothyriales; Herpotrichiellaceae. Bases 1 to 1635 code for a protein of 544 amino acids. Gene Ontology annotation, molecular function: carbohydrate:proton symporter activity. The record is from RefSeq and is a predicted model, not a curated record.